Molecule: messenger RNA, 1041 nt
Organism: Paralichthys olivaceus (Japanese flounder)
Lineage: Eukaryota; Metazoa; Chordata; Actinopteri; Pleuronectiformes; Paralichthyidae
Source: RefSeq, a predicted model, not a curated record
GGUGCUAGUGGGUGGUCUCCACUAAAAGGAGGUGGAAGUGAUGAUGCAACCAAGAGGCACCUUCAUCUGAAGGCGUACAUGUCGCCAUGGGAGAAGGCCAUGAAGGGUGAUGAGAUUCUGAUAGCCACUCUCAAAGCGGGAAUGCCCGGCCCGACUGAGCACAAGGAUCUGCCCAAGUACAGAAGCUUCAACAGGUUUGCCAUGCCCUUCGGCGGCUUCGAGAAGGCCAACCAGUUUCUGAAAUUCCAGCUGCCAGAAUCCGAGGCGACCAAACCGGAGCCUGAACCCGCAGUGGUGUACCAACAAGACAUCGGCUGCCGGCCUUCCUUCAACCGCACUCCUAUUGGCUGGGUGGGCAGCAGCGAGCCCAGCAGCAUUCACAUGGAGAACGAUGUUGUGCCCUUUGAUGGAGAGACCGACGAGCUGUGAAAAGAUAUUCAUACUGUGAAUACACUCACUGUGCACACACAAAUACACACACACGCAGGCAUGAAUGCAUGCACACAUGUUAGCAUGCACACACAUGAUAGAUGAGCUUACAGUUCACUGUUAUAUUGAUGAAUUUGAAUCUCUCAAUGUGGAUAUCUGAAAGCGUACAAGAUGUAUUUGGUUGUAGGGAAAAGAAACAAGUUUAGGUCUUACAGGGAGAUGAAACAUCAGACGUCUAUUUAUUAAGUUCACAAGUGGAGUCUAAUAACUCUAUAAUUUGUCAGAAAAGUUUUUGUUCUCGGUGAGAAGUUGCAGAUUUUGUUGAUGAGGAAAGAAUGAAUCAUGUAUGAAGGAUAGAUUUAUGCUAUAUUACUGCUGCGCAUGCUGUCUCUAUGUCAACUUGUUACGAUAUUUGUUUUUACCCAGUGCCUUUUUUGUUGUUAAGACUCUCUGAUCUUUUGUUGGGCAAUGAAAACGUUGAUAACCUGUCGAAUUCAGGAUGCAUGCAUAGUCAGUUGCUCAUUCAUCAAUCAACCAUUUCUCCACAAUAAAUCAUUUAAAAUGAAUAAUGUAACACCAUAAAAAUAAACCAUGUAUCAAUCCUCUUGCAGA